Messenger RNA from Eurytemora carolleeae, 1347 nucleotides. RefSeq names its product ras-specific guanine nucleotide-releasing factor 2. Gene Ontology annotation, molecular function: guanyl-nucleotide exchange factor activity. The record is from RefSeq and is a predicted model, not a curated record. NCBI's taxonomy places the organism in Eukaryota, Metazoa, Arthropoda, Copepoda, Calanoida, Temoridae. Bases 52 to 1347 code for a protein of 431 amino acids. The transcript is spliced from 17 exons.
AGAUGGAAGCAGAUUGUAGAUGAAUAUAUUAAAUCACCCCACGCCGAAAGUAUGCGGAAACGGAAUUGUCUUGUGUUUCGAAUGGUUGAGGCAGAAGAGGAAUAUGUUGAACAGUUGGAAAUUCUUAUUUCCUGUUUUCUGAGACCAUUUAAGAUGGCGGCUAGCUCGAAAAGUCCUCCCUGCUCGCACGAGGACAUCAACUCUAUAUUCUUGAACUCCGAGACUGUGCUGUUCCUGCACCAGAUCUUCCUGAAGGGGUUGACCGCCAGGAUGGAUUCAUGGCCGACCUUGGUUCUGGGCGAUCUGUUUGAUAUGUUACUCCCUAUGCUCUCUAUAUACCAGGAGUAUGUGAGAAACCACCACUAUAGUCUCCAGGUUUUGACGGAAUGUAAACAAAGCGGCCAGUUUGGAACCUUGCUCCAGAGAUUGGAGAAGAAACCUGCUUGCAAGGGAAGAUCAUUAGAAACCUUCCUAACCUAUCCAAUGCAUCAGAUUCCUCGCUACAUCGUUACUCUUCAUGAACUCCUAGCACAUACACCUCCUGAUCAUGUAGAGAAGAAAUCAUUAGAACACGCCAGAGACCAGCUGGAAGACCUGUCUCGGCAGAUGCAUGACGAAGUCUCUGAAACAGAAAAUAUCAGGAAAAAUCUGGCGAUAGAGCGGAUGAUUGUUGAAGGAUGUGAUAUCCUGUUGGAUGUUAACCAGGUGUUUGUGAGACAAGGAACUUUGAUACAGAAUAGUACAUUUUUGACAGGAUUAGCGUACAUUAGUACUGUAUACUCUAUAAUCUCUAUGUUUAGAACCCAGGCUGGCAGAUUGCACCUGGUGGACAGCGUCGGGAAGAUCUCACUGGCCGACGUUUCUCUGGUGGAGGACCCGAGCGAGGAGGAAAGGAAUGAUGAUGAAUCCUCGCUCUGCUCCAGUGUUAGUUCAACCAGCUCACUCAGUGACGUCAGCUCUGUAAGCAACAGUAAACUUGAUUACCAAAGUUUGGACUUUAAGCUGAUUAUCGACUGUGUGAAGAGUGGUGAUCAGCUGGUUCUACAUUUGGUAGCUCCAACUAAACAGGAGAAAGCAGCCUGGGUCACAGAUAUUACUCAGUGUAUGGAUAAUGUUCAUUUUGACUGUUUGUUCAACAAUACAACUCCUAAUGCAUCAUCAUCAUCCGUUCCACAGUUUGUGAAGAGCGACCCUACCCUGUUCAAGGAUGAUGUGGAUAUAAGGUUCAGUAGAACUCUUAAUACUUGCAAGCAAGUUCCCCAGAUUAGAUACGCGACUCCGGAGCGUUUACUACAGCGUUUAACUGAUCUCAGGUUCCUAUCUAUAGAUUUUUAUAUAUAUUUAUAA